Molecule: messenger RNA, 5619 nt
Organism: Cynoglossus semilaevis (tongue sole)
Lineage: Eukaryota; Metazoa; Chordata; Actinopteri; Pleuronectiformes; Cynoglossidae
Gene: dnajc14
Product: DnaJ (Hsp40) homolog, subfamily C, member 14
Exons: 8
Coding region: 366-2393 (675 amino acids)
Molecular function (GO): dopamine receptor binding
Source: RefSeq, a predicted model, not a curated record
GAACGUCGGACGGAAGUAGAAAACGAAGCAACAGAAGAAGAAGUGGUGGCUGUAUAAAAUAUCUCGACACUUGGCUGUCUGUUAGCAAACAAGGUUACACACCUAACUAAAAGGAGGCUUGCUGCCAGACUGUGGACUCCAUUGCUUAGCUGUAUAUUUCACUAUGGACUUGCAAACAGGAAUAUCAGCAUGAUGUGACACCAGUAAGAUGCUGAUAUGCCGAAUCGGCGACUGACCUGCAUGAGCUACCAGUCUUGCAUCUUGAUAAGAAUCUGGACAGACUUACUUUACUCUGUGGAUCGAGGAUGUGAGUUAGUGUUAAUUUCCAGUCUUUCCUGCACUUUAGUCCAGCAGCUGUAAAGAACAUGGAGAAGGAAGCAGCUGAGAAGGAAGGUAUUAAAAAUGAAGAGAUCCACAACGAAGAUUCUAACUUUGAGGAAGAAUCUUGUCAGUGUGAGGCAGAUGAUGACUGUAAACACAAGGUGGAAACCACGUGUAACAAAUCUCAGGACAAGUCGAACCCAGACACUCUACGGGGCUGUGGAAUCGAUGAGGUGGAGUUUUACGGAUCUACAGCAGAGUGUGAGCAGGCUUCUGAUGAAAUAGAGUUUGAUGGUGCUGAGGAUCACGAGAAGGCUGUAUGUCAAGAAGAAGAAGAAGAAGAUGAUGAUGAUGUUGAGGAGGAUGAAGAAGAAGAAGAAGAAGAUUAUGAUGAAACUGUUAAGGAGCAGGAAAUAAAUGGAGAAUCUGGUUUGGGGAAUUUGGCCAGUGGACGGAGAUACAAACUAAAGAGCAGCGGUUCAUUUUCAGAGCAAGGCAGUCAGAGCACUUUUUUUUCCAGUCAAAAAAGCAAUGUUAUGUCCAGUGGUGGUCGCCACAAACAGACCCGCAGACGUAACCAUCACCACCAUCAACAGAACCGAGGACGCAGGCGGACAGGGAACCAGAUCAUCUUAGCUUUCAAAGAAAUGCUGUCAGAAUCUCUCAGCUUCUGGUGCAUUUCCUGCAUCCACAUGAUGAUUGAGAUUAUUGUCACUUUAACUCACAACUGUGGAGUUGGUGUAGAGACUGGAGGAUUGAAACUGUACAGCUUUGGGCAGCAACUCCUUCAGAAGGUCACAGAUAUCCCUGGUUUGAAGGCAGAUGCUAAUCGAAUUUUGAAAUGGACUAAAUGCACAGGAAUAGAAGUGGUUAAUAAAAUAGUUAGGUCAGUAAAAUGGAUGAAAUCAGCUGCCUUAUCUUGUUUUGGACUUUUUUGUGCUUUAGUUUUUUUUGGGUCCCAAUGGGCAAAGGCAAUGUUGGUCCGGGUAGGCGGGGAGCGUGGAAAACUCUACUGGACAGCUUUUCAGGACUCAAGGUUUUGGAAACGGAUAGUUUCCCUUCUGGAAAAAGUACAGAGUUGGUUCAGGAGAGACAGCCAUGCAACCAUGUCCAACCAGGAGUCACCGAGCAGAGCAGGGAGGAGCCAAUCAGGCCAGGAGCUAGAGAGGCUUCUGGCUCUGGCAGAGGUUCCAGAGAAUGAACUCGACCCCUUUACAGUGCUUGGUGUGGAGUUACACGCCACUGAGGCUGAGCUAAAGAAGGCCUACAGACAGCUGGCUGUCCAGGUUCAUCCAGACAAGAAUAAACACCCACGGGCUGGAGAGGCAUUCAAAGUGCUGAGAGCUGCCUGGGAUAUUGUCAGUAACCCAGAGACUCGACGAGAGUAUGAGUUGAAACGCAUGGCAGCGACUGAGCUCUCAAAGUCCAUGAAUGAGUUCCUCACCAAACUGCAGGACGACCUGAAGGAAGCCAUGAACACCAUGAUGUGCACCAAGUGUGAGGGCAAACACAAGCGGUUUGAGAUGGAUCGUGAUCCAGCUGAGGCCCGUUUCUGUGCCGAAUGCAACCGUUGCCAUAGUGCCGAGGAGGGAGACCUUUGGGCUGAGUCCAGCAUGUUGGGCUUACGCAUCACCUACUUUGCAUGUAUGGACGGCAAAGUCUAUGAUAUUACAGAGUGGGCCGGUUGUCAGAGAAUAGGCAUUUCCCCUGACACACAUCGUGUGCCCUAUCACAUUUCCUUUGGUUCGAAGAACAACAGCAGCGCCACACGACACAGGACAAAUCCUGAGCACAGCCCAGGGCCACCCAAUCCCGCUGAUCUGCAGGACUUCUUCAACCGCAUCUUUAAAGGAGGUCCUCCCACCGACCCGGCCACAAAUGGGAGCUUUUUCCCAUCAAGUCCACCUCAUCAUCACCCUCCUGGUGCAGGGGUGCCGCCUUUCUCUCCUCCCCCAGGUCAGACUGGCUUCCACAUGCCACCGGGUCAGAGACCAGAGGCCAGUGAGCCUUGGGCCGAAGGUGGCAAACCCCCCAGGAGGAGAAAAAAGGUCCGUAAACCCUUCCAGAGGUGAAGUCUGCUGACCUCAGUGUAUCGACAAAGCAACACAGGGACACCAAUGAUAAUGGCCAUGUUUGUGUAUUGCCUGUCUGUCGGCAUGCCACAGUGUGAACUGGUGAGUAAUUGUGUGGAUAAGCUCAGAUCAGCCACAAGGGGGAGAAAGAGUGAUUGGACCUAGUGUAGGUACAGGAGGGCUGAAGGAGAUGGCAGUGAUGGUGCUUUACCUCUCAUUUGACUCUUUUUUUCGUUCCUCUGACAGCUGUAGCCUCGACAUUGAAAUACCCAUCAGGAUGCUGUUAUGAAACUUAAAAAAAUUCUGCCAAAUCUUGCAUUUCAAAACUACAGUGUAGGAGUCAAUAUUUUCCCCCAAUGUUUUGCAAACAUCUUGUCAAGAAGAUUAAGACAAGACUGUCAGGAGAAUUUCAGACAGUUGGACAGCGAAAAAACAAAUAAUUGACAUGAAGUACAUCUAAAACAACAAACCUGUGUCUGUGUUACUCGCAGCACGUGGACUCAGUAUGUGUUGGUUGUUCUGCACCUGACCCUAAGACUGACAGCCGCCUAGUCAUAACCACCAAAUCUAAAUUAUUGUUGUUUUUUAUUUUACUCCAUACCACCUCGCUCUGUCCCCGUCAUUGAUCUGCUGGCACAUCAACAAAAUCUUCUCAAAUAUUUAGUUUGACUUUGUGAUUGUAGGAACUUUGUGUGCCCGGUUUUUUUCUGUUGUACUGCUGCUACAUUAGAGAGUUCUUUUGGUACGUUUAAAAAAAACAGUCAGAUUUGCAUUCUAAAUGGUUGAAUUUACUACUAUAAUUAUUAUUAAUUUGCUCAUGUAGCUGUUUGUUGAGAAGUUGUUGAGAUUCACAACAGAAUGAAAGUCCUUUAGAAAAGAUUUUUUUUUCAUAAAAUAUAAUACUGCCCCCUAUUGAUCUGAUUUUGUUGCAGGUCUUUCAAACAUCAAAAAUAAAAGGUACGGUCUUGAUUUUACGAAUUGUAGGAGAAAAAUACGUUUGUUCUGAUUGCAGUUGUCUACAGAACUGAGAUUAUUGCCUUAGUUUUGCUAAACAAAAAAUACUAAAGUAUCAUUGUGGACAUGCAGAGCUGCAACAAAGAACUAUUCACAUUAUUUUUUUAUAUUUGCUCCAAAGAUUAUCCAAACUAUGGGAGAUGUUGAUCUGAAAUCAGAAUAUGUUGGCAAUUAUGAUGCCAGGGAAAUAGUUUUCUUUUAUUUACAAAACUCAAGCCGUACUUGACUUUCAAAAGACUUCUGCGCUAAUAAGACAAUACUGGAAUAACUGUCCAGUAAUUGGCUAAUCAAUGCAGAAGUAUUGCUGUAAAAGUAACCCCACCACAUAUGUAUUUUUUGUCCUAAUGGAACUACUGUUUCAUUGGUUCCUGGCUGCUUUGUAACAAUGUGACAUCACAGAGCUGAGGAAACACCAGUUCAAGAGGUCAGGAGAAGAUCUUAAUCUGAAUCCAAACACAUUCACUUUUUUUAGAGUCCACAGUGUUGCUGUGUCUAACAUGGUGAGCAGUGUUUGUUGUGUUUGACACUUUAAUCUUCAGAGGAUCAUUUAAGAACUGUUGUUGUUGUUUACAUCUAUUACGUGAAGAUUGUGAGACUUAGGUGAUUUAGCUUUUGACAAAAGGCUGUUUGUCUUUUUUUUUUUAAUGAAUGACUGUUUAUUAUAAACGCCAUGUUUGUUUGUUUCUUUGGUUUGUGUUAAUUUGCACACCAAUGCCUGUAACAAUGUUACAGGGUUUUGAAGAAUCAUUUGUGUUUGAUGCAGAUUCCUGCAGCUUCUGCUGCCCAGGUGGUGUCGCUCACUCUGCUAUUUACUGUUUCUUUAACUUACUUUCAAAAAAAUUGCAAAACAAUAUUUUUAAGUUGAAGUUAGGCAACGUUACCCUUCACCUUAAGGAGAAAUCGUGUUGUUUUUAACCCACAGAGCUGAUGAAAUGUCAGUAAUGUAAAAGGUGUUUGAACAUGGACAAAGAAACUAAAAAGAGAGAUUUUUAGUUGCUGCUCAAUGUGCUCAAAAUGUUAUUAGUGUAAUAUCACAUUGACAUUAGCAGUUUGUAACACCACAUUGUACAAGAUUAAUAUAAGCUCAGUGUUGGUCCAGGCAGAAACGUACAUCUGUUUAAAAAGAUGUCUUUACUGCGACCAGUCACCCCACCCAACCCCUCCCAUGUUGACACAUUGACAGCUAUUGCUUUAAAACUCUACUAAAUGUAAUGUAAAACACUACUUCCUACACACAGCUAUUCUCAUUGAACAAAGGAAGUACAAUGACAAUGUACAAUGUAAGUGUCAGUCCCCUACUCUGGGACAAAUAGUCAAUUAUAAAAUUGAUAUUCAUUUGUCUUGCUAAGACUCUGCAGUGGUAGCUUUGUGCCCUGAAGUUGGCGCCUGCCCCCUAUUUUUAGGAACCGUUGCUAUAAGUAAACAAAGGAAAUGAGGAUUUUCAACUGCGUGUACAAACACUGGGUUGUGUCUUCAACCUAGAUACAACUGGUUCAUGUUGACCUAGUAAUAUCUCACGUUUAGUUUUCUUUUAUUAUACUGACAUUGGCGACAGAGCUGUGUUGAAAACGUUCAGAUUUCUCCUCUGGUAUCUGGCUGAAACUUGGCUGAAACAUUUUAUGCAGAGUGCAUGUGAGCUAAGAGGCUCAAAAAUGACUUAUUUCUCAAAUAUAGCUCAAGGUUAUUGAAGCAGCAUGCUAAAUUUAAUAGUCUCUAUUUCUUUACAUCAUGGUUUGCGUUUGUUGUUUCUUUACAGAUUUACUUUAAACUUUGAUCAAGGACUGACAGUUUAGAUAUCAGUCUUAUGUUGUCCUGCAGAACAAUAGAACUUUGUUUCAUUUUUCUUUUAUUCAGCAGCUUGUAUUAUUUUAUUUUUUUUAUGAUUCUUCCCACAUUUACAUUAGAACUGCUGUCAGUCCCUGUGGUUCUGACAAGUCCACUCGGACAUGAGAUUGUCAAGUUCUGUUCAUCGGAGGUAGCAGUUCAAAGUCCAAGAAGUCACAGGGGAAGCACCUGCUUUUUUCUUCUUUCUUUUCUUCUCAAGAGAAUAUGCAGAUGUAUUGCAAAAAAAUAUCCGACAAUCAUCAGGGUCUUUUGUAGGGAAUGAUAACGUGUGGAGAGUUCCCUUGCUAGAAAACACUUUGAAAUCUCGCUGUUGGGUUUCGUUUCCCCGCUUUCUCUGGUUUUCAAAGUAAAGAUUAUUUCCUAUAAA